AUGGCGGCAGCAGCCCCUAACGAGGCCUGGAGCAGGUGCAGCGGUUGCCAAGCAUGGAGUUGGUAUGACAAAUCGGUGGCGAGGCAGUGCAGGUGCAGCACGUGUGGCCGAGAAGUCAAGCUGCACAAGCCUCGCUCGGGACCCUGUGGCGACAGGGAUGCGAAGGCACGACCCGGCGGCAGCGCUUUCCAGCGGCAGGGCGGCAGGGUGCAGCAGGAUGCGGACAUCCUUCGGUCUAUGUUGCAGUCUGUCGCCAUGGAGUGCUUCCUCCGGCAGUUGCCAACGCCAGUGGAGGUCUCAGCCGAGGAGCAGGUCAAGAGGACCUCAGGAGCUUGGCGAGACGUAGAGAUGAGGCCUGACCAGGCGGUCGCCAAAGCCUUCAAAUGUAGAGAGAAUUGCCCGAAGGCGCAGCUCAAGGAGCAGUCCACAUCUAUCGCCCUCGCUGAUCCGCCGCCGCAGAGCUGUCUGGCCGUCCUGGUCUCCGGCAGCGCCGAGAGCUUGGUGCUGGCCCCCCUGCUCUCCAGCGUGGUCCGGGCGAACGCUAGGGCCGGCCUCCGCGUCGACGUCUUUUUUGGCCUCACGGCGCCCGCGAAGGGGAAGCGGGAGGGGGCCGUGGACCCGAAGAUGUCCCAGUUCUUGCAGAACUUCGACGUCGCGAAGCUGAGGGAUUUCGUCUGCCAGCUCGCCGAGCAGCAGGGCGCAUCCCACUGCACGGUCGAGCUGGAGAGCGAGGAGGCGGCGCACGCGCCCAAGAACGUGGCGCGCCAGAGCAUCAUGACCCACUACCAGAACAGCACCGAGAAGCGCACUGGCGCGAUCGCCAGAUGGCGUUCGCUGUCUCGCCUGCUGGCCAGCGCGCGCACCCACGAGGUCGAAGCGGAGUACGACGCCGUCGUGAUCGCGCGGGCCGACACCUACUGGAUGGCCCCGGUCUCCGUCAACGUCGAGGACUUCCAGAUGGACUCCCUGCAGGUCUCGGUGGCCCCCUGCCUUGACGACACCGGCAUCAACGACAAGGCCAUGGUCCUGGGGAGGGAGGCGGCCGACGUGAUGCUGAGCGCGUACGACAGGUGGCAGAGCGGCGACGAGCGGCUGAGCGGGAGCCGCACUGCCGAGGAGGUCCUGUUCCGCAUCGCCUCCCAGGCUGGACUCCGGAUAACCCCCCAGCCCAUGUACGCGGAGUCGGCGUCGUUCACGCAGACCGGGCUCCCGUGCUUCCAGGAGACAUCCUUCGACCUGAGCAGGCAGCGCUACGAGCAGUGUUUCGUCGAGAGCGCGGGGGACGCGCCGGUCUCCGAGUUCUUCGCAACUUUCGGCUGCGAGGUCAGGAACCCAAACUUCUACGACCUCCUCUGGCCGCAGCAGGUGCAGAAGCUGCAUGAUAACGUGGCCCGCCUCGCCUUCCAGGAUGAGCGCAAGCCACUCGUCCUCACAGUGGUUGGCGCGGACGAGGUCGAGCAGGCAGUGAGUAUGCUCACCGGGCUCCAGAGUCUUGGAGAGGAGGCGCUUGUCCUCACCGUCGGCACCAGCGCGCACAUCUGCAAGGCCCUGAAGGAUUCCCCGGGGGUGUCUGGCAGCAAGUGCAUCGUCGUGCAGCCCACGCAGGAAGUCCGCCUCAGCGUGUUCAAGCAUGCGAUCUUGACCACUGUAGCGCUGGCAGGCCUCACCGACCGCAUCAUGUACGCCUCUCCCCAGGCAGCGUUCGCGAAAGCGCUGUCCCCGCAGCUCGCGGCAUCCGACAUGCGCAUCCUCUUCGCGAGGAGCGCCGCUCCAGCUGGAGACGUUGCCGGUUGCAUCCAGGACGUCUCCAUCCAGGAGUCGUUCGACCUGACUCAUGUCGACAGCAGCGUCCUCGUCCUGCCAGACGCGCCAGAGGUCGCCAGCCUGCUCCUGCGCGCGUGGGACCGCAUGAGCGAGGGCAGCACGCUCUCUGAGAAGGGCGCGCUCUCCCAGCGAGCGGCCCUCGUGGAGGUGCUUCGUGGCAGCGGUCGGCCAGAGGUCGGCCUCCUGCCCUGCGGCCUGCAGCUGCCCCAGGCGUCCAACGCCAAGGCAUCCGGCGAGGACAGGGUCCUCAGCGCGGAGCAGCCUCUUGGGAUCAGCGAUCAGCAGGUGCAGCGGGAGCUCAGGAAGGCAUUGGACGACGCCUGGGUGGACAAGUUCCGCAACGAGGCAUCCAAGGAACGCCGGGCGAAGUCCGAGGGCGAAGUUGCUCGGUCCGACGCCGCCACACGGCAGAGGCAGACCGAGUGGAAGGACAUCUGGGUCCAGCGCGUGCAGGAGCUGCGGGACGAGAACGGCUACAACGAGACUGAGGUCAGGGAGGAACGGAGGAGGCGGAGGGCGGAGAACAAGGCGCACAAGACCGUGCACAGGAGGCACGUGCGGUACCUGCCUCCGGACGAGGCCGCGAAGGUGAAGGCCCGCGAGGACAAGUGGGAGGCCGACAUCCAGAAGCAAAGGAGCGAGGACUUGGCAAACAAGAAGGCCCGCGAGGAGGCCUUCAGGCGCGAGGUACAGAAGGCCCAGGACGCCAUAUACCACAACUUCGAGGAGAACGCGAAGGAUGCGGACGGCUUCGAUGCGCCAAGCGAUGUCUUAGGCACUCUGUCGGCUCGGUAG
Molecule: messenger RNA, 2619 nt
Organism: Prorocentrum cordatum
Lineage: Eukaryota; Dinophyceae; Prorocentrales; Prorocentraceae
Source: the annotation of a GenBank genome assembly